Molecule: messenger RNA, 1362 nt
Organism: Suillus plorans
Lineage: Eukaryota; Fungi; Basidiomycota; Agaricomycetes; Boletales; Suillaceae
Exons: 4
Source: RefSeq, a predicted model, not a curated record
AUCGACGUUAUCGACAUAUACACACUUGUUACUAGCACUUAUAUUCACAGUGCACCCACCAUUGAAACCCCUACAGAAGCCCUGAUCUUAAAUGGUUAUCUGGGUGCUACUCCUCAUUCUCCAACCAUCGCCAUCUCCUUGCCAACACUUGAGCUUUACAGGCGCCUGCGUCUUCGCAAACCUUCACUCAGCGUCAAGGCAUUCACUAAGGUCCUUUGCGACCUCUAUCACUGGCCUUAUCGCCGGAGAUAUUGUACUGCGCUUGCCAGUGCUUUCGACGUCUAUCUUGCAAUUCACCGCAAUAUUGAUGCUCAGGUUUCGAAGACCCUUGGAUGUGAUUCUGAAAACUGGCGAGUGCUCAAUGCAUGUCCGCCAUGCACAUAUGAGCUGAAGGAUGAGCCGGAACUUAUCUUCCGACGAAUGAUAGUAUUUGAUGGGAACAACUCGCUGUCACGUAUGGCACCACUGGGAGGCCGCCAAAUUGGCGAUACACGUUUAUUCAAGAGCGACUGCUACCUCGAGCCUGACUACAUCAACACAUUUGCAUCACAAUCGAAUACGCUACCAUUGGAUGAUGCGAACGUCGACCCCACUUCUCAAACACACACUGGGGAGGACCCUGGACCUUUGAACAUGUCACUAGCUACGUCCGCAUGCACGGAUAACUGGAAAGCUGCUGCAGCAGAUGCAAAGAAGAAGUUGUGGGGAAUAUUUGAAGAGACGGGAAUCUUUGCAAGCGCUUGUCGUCACGGUCUCAUACUUUGGAUUGGUGAUAUGGUUCGUAGUGGGGAGCUUUUCAAGUACCCCCUUGCCAUCAUUAGCAAAGCUCUCGAGACUCUCGGAUCACAUCUUCUGGUUGGAUACGAUGUUGGCUGCAAGCUUGCUAUCACUAUUGCCUCUAGCUUGCUAGCGCAGAGGUUCAACGAUGCGGAAUAUUGUAUGUGUGUUGAUGCAUUCCAUGGGUAUACCCACAGUUAUCUCUGCCAAGACAAGAACCACCCAAACAUCAUCAAGGGCAUGGGAAUCGAAGAUCUUGCUACAAUGGAGCGUAUUUUUAGCUCGUCCAAUCAACUCGCUGCUGCACCAUACUCAUGCUCUGAAUGUUACAGGUCAAUGGCCAUUGCACAGGUCAACGGCCUUGAAAUCCGGAAGUUCCAGAAAUUCAAGACGCUAAUCGAAGCUCUCCGCUUCAUGAUAUUCAAGGGCAAUAUUCCUAACGAUGAGUCUCAGCUGACUUCAACUGGUUUGACUUGCGAUACCAAGUCCUUUGUGAUGAUACAUCAAUCAUCCACUUCUCAAAGGCAGCGCAGGGUACCUCAACCUGCAGGUAUGUUCGUUUUUCAUUCUUCUUACUUCCUCUGA